AUGUCCGAUGGCUUCGGGGCGAGCAUCCUGGCCUCCUUCAGGAAGUGCCUCGGACAGUUCCUGCGGCUCAGCGCACCGACCCCCUGCGUGGAGGUGACGCGGCUGCUGGUGGAGCUGCAGUUCACCCCGCGCCAGAUCAACUACUUGUACGAGACGUUCCAGAACCUGAAGCGGUUUGACUCCCUCACUCUCACGACUGGCGAGAACGAGGUGAGUGUACAGAGCACAUUCCGCGUGGUGCAGUCAAAGAGGGAGUGGGUCGAGAAGAUUAUGAAGCUGCUCCUCGACCUGGCGGGCUUCAACGAAGCGGUCAGCUGGGACGGCUUCGUAUUCGUCUUCUUGCAGUUCUGCACCUUGUCCAAGGUGGAACUGUGCCAGGCAGGGGUGCACAACUGGAGACCAGAAGGGCAGGGGCUGUGGUACGGAGGUCAGGGCGUUCUGGCACCGAUGGUCCGCUUCCUGCUGCAGCUAGCGGCGUGGCUCUGUGUGGAGGUCAGUGCAACCAGACCCUCCGAGUUUGCAGUGGAUUUCCGCCUCGUGGACGCGGACGGGCGGGAUAUUCUCUUGGAGGCAGCUGCCCGCAACGUGCCCACUGAGGGGUAUUAUCCAUCGGGCAGCGUCCUGGAGCUGAGCUUCCGGUCGCACAACAGGACCUUCAACUACAAGUUGCACCGCCAGACCGCACGGUCAUCUGGCGGCAGUGUCGUUGUUUAUGGCGAGGGCGGAAAGAAGGAGCGUGCUCUCGGCCAGCCUCUUGUCUUCAGGAGUCCGAGCCACGAUGCGGUGCUGACCACAGUCGGACGGAGCUUCAGGGGCACCGUGUGGGCAGGACCUUGGAUGUACGAUAUUCGGCACCCGCACGGGAGCGCUAUCCUUGAGGUGACUCGCUUCGACAACACCUUGCCCCCGAACAGCAGCUCGCAGGACCGCCGCCUUUCUAGCUCGCUUAACGGCCUGAAUCCAGACGCAAUCGACCGUUGGGACGACUGCUACACCGACGAUCACAUCAUGCGCACCUUCAAAUUCGGCGCGAUCAUCACCUCCAACGUCUGGGCAUCGGAAAACUUCCAGAGCGAACUCGAGGCAGAGGACUGGGUCAACGCUAUAGUCGCCAACGCGAACAUGGCGUACGAGCCCCAGCUCAAUAUCCACCUCCAGUUGGGGGAGCUCGUCAUUCAGCAGUCCCACACCGGCGCCCCAAGCUGGGACCAGAGCGCCUCGUGUGAGCUGGACAUCAACAGCCAGCUGUGGAAGCUUGUCGAGUGGACUCGUCCUGCGGGCAGCACCGUGGGAGUGUGGCAUCUGUUCGACGACUGCUUCCAGAGUGGCACCAUCGGCCUGGCGUACAUAGGGGUCCUGUGCUACCCGUAUGGGUACAACGCAGGAGUCACCUGGCUGAGCGGAGGCUCUUACUCAUAUCCUACUUGGCACAUCUUCGCACACGAGAUGGGUCACAACUUCGGAGCCGGGCACUCGUUCGAAUACGGCCAGGGCGCCACGGGAGGCAUCAUGGACUAUGGCGACGGGCCAGAAAUCUGCGCCCAGGUCAACAGCAACGUGGGAAGUUGCUCGGGCUUCUCGAUCUUCGAGGCCGAGUGUGGCAACGGCAUCACGGAGGAUGGCGAGCAGUGCGAGUGCAGCGACAGGUCGCAAGCCUGCGAGGGGUGCUGCGGCUGCCAGCUUCAGCUGGAGGUCGGAGCGCUCGGCGUCGAGCGCUCGCUGCAGUGCUCGCCCGGCGCCGUCGGCCACGGCGGCUGCUGCACCGCGGGGGGCCUCUUCGCGGCGGUCGGCACCGAGUGCACGCUGGCCGAGGUCGGUGGCUACUGCAACGAGGGCGUGUGCGUCACUGGCCACGUCUGCUCAUCGAGCAGCCUGUUCGACAGCUACUGCGGCCUCGAGGCGCACGGCUGCAAGAUCAAGUGCACCCAGGCCGGAGAUGGCACGUGCGUGAGCCUCGCCGAGUGGGAGGUGAACGGCCAGCCUAUCAACAACCUCCCGGACGGGACGUACUGCAAGGAGAGCGGCAUUGAUGGCACGUGCUUCGCUGGAGACUGCCGGCUGCCAGGGGAGGUGACCAUCGAAGGCGGCGUGACGACAGGCGCCCCAGCGGCGCCCAAUCCUCACUCGACAUCCGAGAGUUUCGACGGGUGUGUGGGAUUCGCCGGUCGCGGUUUCCUCGGGAAGGCGGACGUGGGGGUCUUCCCGACGGGGAAGACGCUGCUCCAGUGCAACAUGGAGUGCGCGAACGCCUGGUUCUGCCAUAGCUUCAUCUACAGGGCGAGCACGGGCUUCUGCGAGCUCUGGUCAAAGAAGAACUUUGUGGAAGAUUUGGCGGUGGUGCCUGGCUACGAUACUUAUAUCUGUGAUGCGUACGCCGCCGGUUUCGAUUUCCUCGACGCCGAGUUCUACGAUGACACGGACAUAAUCGCACCAGACAUCCCUGCUCGGGAACGCAGCGUAGACAGCGGGUACACCCGAACCACCUGCUAUAAGACCUGUGUCACAGACCCGGGCUGCCAUGCGUUCGUUCACGUCGAAAAGUCUGGGAGCUGCCAGCUUUACUCUUCCGAGGUAUCGGCGGAGCACUUCGAGUACAAGGAGCCCGGCGAGGGCUACAGCACGUACGUCCUGCCCUGCCACGGCCGGGGCAAGAUCUGCCCGUGCCGCGAGAGCCGCGUUGCCAAGAUCCGCAUGCAGUGCCAGUGCGAUGCGAACACCAGCCCUUUCGAGAACGAGUGCGGCAUCAACCAGUACUGCUACGACGGUGCCGACCAGCUCGCCGACUCUGGCACCGACCAGCUCGCCGACCAGGUCGCCGACCUCUGCGCCGACCAGCUCGCCGACUCCCACGCCGACUGCUCGCCGACUCUCGCGCCGGGUACAUCGGCGUACAUGUGGGCGGGGAUUACUGGUGCGUGCACAUUGGACGGUGCUUGCGUGCAAAGUCCGAACUACCCAGGAUAUUACAACUCCGAUCAGACGUGCACCUUGGAGAUCAACACGAAGGUAGCGGGGCCUAUCAUGGUGCAGAGCUUCGAUACGGAGUCGUAUUUCGACAGGCUCGUGGUCAACGGGAUGGCGUAUUCUGGACGGAGGCGACGUCCCAGCGGCAUCACCCCGACGACAAACAUUUACUGGGCGUCGGAUUUCAGCAUUCAGAGAAGUGGCUGGAGACUGUGCGUGGAAGCGCAACCAGCCAGAUCCGUGAUUCCGAGGCAGUUUGUCACGAGGCAAAACGUGCAGGCUGCACCGACGCCGGCACCGCUGGCGACAGCGAAGCGCUUCGUGCUGCGUGAGGGGAUGUCUCUGAAGAGCGAUGGCACUUCGGAUGACGUGGCGUCCUCGGUCGCACCCGCAGUGGCAAGUGCGCACGGUGUUCGUGAGGACCAAGUGAAUGUGACAGCCAUUUCCACUGGCUUGUGGCAGUGGAGUACUUUCUCUCAGCAGUGGCACGUGGAGUACUCGCUGACCCUGGAGAACGAGUCCAUGGCGGCGGUGCACCUGCAAAUUGCUGAAGAGCUUGCCGCCAACUCGGAGGGCAUCACCCAGCUGCUUGCCCAGAGCUUCACUAAUGCAGGAUUGACGCUGGACACGACGGGCUUUGCGAUCGACGCUACAGGUGCGGUGGACGGGGACCAGUCUUGCUACGAUGUAGACGUCGGCCUGAAGGACCUGUUUGAAGAUGGCUGCGACACGUACGAGCGCAACCCCGACUACUGCGGCCAGUACGACGACGACGACUUCAGCUCUCGGAGCAUGUGCUGCGCAUGCGGAGGCGGCGACGGCCGGGAGCCAGACCUGCCGACCACCACAGGGGCACCGAUCCUGCCGGCCGAACCGGGAUGCGCCGACACUGCCUCCACCCACAAGGACACCACUGGGGACGGCUGCCUCUCCUACGGGGUGGACCCGGUGCACUUCUGCGGCGAGUUCGACGACGACGACUUCAGCUCCAUGGGCAUGUGCUGCUCCUGCCACCCGUACGCCGCUCCGACCCCGGCCCCCGGCCCCACGCCUCCCGCGCCGCCCGGCGAGGCCGGCCCCACGCCCUCGCCCGGCUCCGUGCUCGACGGGGCUGCCCCGCACGGGCUGUCCGCGGUGAGCGCCCUCGUGGCCGGCUCGGCCUGCGUGCUGGGCGGGCUGGUCGGCUGA
Messenger RNA from Prorocentrum cordatum, 4152 nucleotides. Lineage: Eukaryota; Dinophyceae; Prorocentrales; Prorocentraceae. The record is from the annotation of a GenBank genome assembly.